Monomorium pharaonis (pharaoh ant) is the source of this 5172-nucleotide messenger RNA. RefSeq lists its product as uncharacterized. The transcript has a single exon. NCBI's taxonomy places the organism in Eukaryota, Metazoa, Arthropoda, Insecta, Hymenoptera, Formicidae. The record is from RefSeq and is a predicted model, not a curated record. Bases 1 to 5172 code for a protein of 1723 amino acids. Gene Ontology annotation, molecular function: nucleic acid binding. Gene Ontology annotation, biological process: DNA integration.
AUGUCUAACGAAUCGGAUCUCGUUCACCUUAAACGGCGUCGCUCGAUUAUCAAAUCCUCGUGCACGCGUAUAAAAACAUACGUUGAGUCAAUUUCUAUCGUCAACUCAGUAGUUAUCUCGCAACUUGAAGAACGCAAAAUCAAGCUAGAUCAGUACUGGCAAGAAUACGAUAACGUACAGACUCAAAUUGAAAUAAUCGAAGAAAUCGAGGAUAAUGAUCGAGCCGCCUUUGAGGAAGCAUUUUACAAUCUAUCCGCAAAAAUACGGAAUCUAUUACGAUCUACCGUGGUUUCGCAUCCUAACGUAACUAUCUCUCCGUCGCCUUCCAACGCCUCUGAUGCGUCACCAGCAUCGUGCAACGUUCGACUCCCGAAACUCGACCUGCCAAAGUUUUCCGGACGGUAUGACGAAUGGUUCCCCUUUUAUAACGCAUUUUUGUCAGUCAUUCACUCGAACGCGUCACUCAAUGAUAUCCAUAAAUUGCAGUAUUUGAGAGCCGCGAUAACGGGUGAAGCACACGAACUAAUCUGCGCGCUCGAAAUGUCUGACGCGAAUUACGAAGUCGCGUGGAGUCUCCUAAAGGAAAGAUACGACAACAAGCGUCUUGUUGUAGAAAAUCACCUCAAGGCCAUCGUUGGCCUGCCAAGCAUGACCAAGGAAAACGCAAUCGAACUCCGUCAAAUCACGCACGGCACGACUCGCCAUAUGCAGGCCCUAAAAGCAUUGAAGCGUCCAGUACAUGAAUGGGACGACCUAUUAAUACAUAUAUUAGUUUCAAAACUUGACCCAACUACCUCGCGAGAAUGGAAGAUGACCUUAACCGGCGAUGUGCUGCCUACCUUAAGACAACUGCUCAAGUUCUUGUCCCAUCGCUGUCAAGUCCUCGAGUCAUCAAGUCGGUCGUCUAACUUAUCCGGUAAAGCCACAAGUUUGCGUGCACACUCUAAUGAUAAACAAAAGCUUUCUUGCAACGCGGUUACUAAGUCAAAAUGUGACGUCUGUCAGGGGGAGCAUUCAAUUCACCAAUGCAAACAAUUCUUAUCACUAACUAUUCCCAAACGAAUAGAAAGCGCCCGUCGUCAUAAGAUUUGUCUCAAUUGCCUUAAAGCGGCCAACCACAGCUCGAGUCAAUGCCCUUCCGGCAACUGUAGAAUAUGCUCACGCAAACACAAUACGCUUUUACAUCUGCAAGAUGAAAACAGUACAGGCAAUAAGCCUAAACAGGAAGACCAUGCCACUGAACCCACCGCCACAGCGGUAGUAACACAUUCCUCCAGUGUCGCACCAACCAAUAACGUGCUUUUAUCCACCGCGGUAUUGCUCGCUGACGGUCGUGGCAAAUCUCAACGUCCUUGUCGCGCUUUGCUGGACUCGGGCUCCCAAGUUAAUUUCGUCACCAAGGACCUCGUAGCGUCGCUAGGCCUAACCCCUCGUUUAGCAGACACGGCCAUAUCCGGCAUAAAUGGCACCACUACGCAAGCAUCUCAAACAGUCCAGAUUACCUUGCACUCCAGAUUAAACUCCUUUUCGAUGGACAUUGACUGCAUCGUCACAGAUCAGAUUACCGAUUAUCUGCCGACCUUCACUCUCGAACGCUCGGCCUUCAACAUACCACGCAACUUACCUUUGGCCGACCCCAAAUUCAAUAUAUCCUCUAAGAUAGAUGUACUAAUCGGUGCCGAAACAUUUUGGAAGAUUUUAUGCAUAGAUCAAAUAAAGGCUUCCCCCAACCACCCCAUCCUACAAAAGACAAGGUUGGGCUGGGUCCUAGCUGGUAAAUGCGAUACUCCUAGUCCCCGGUCCAGUGUCGUUAAAUCAUUUCACGCUUCAGUCACCAACGCAAGGCUUCACGAUCAAUUGAACAAAUUUUGGGUAAUAGAUACCUUUAAAGACGGAUCAAGUAAUUAUACUCUCCAAGAAAAGGUCUGUGAAAAACAUUUUGUAGAAACAGUUACAAGGAACGAUCAAGGCAGGUACGUAGUUAAGUUACCCGUCAAACAAGAAGUGCUUGAUAACCUUGGCGAUUCCAGAGAAAUGGCGUUGAGGCGACUACAUUCAUUAGAGAGGCGUUUUCGUAACAAUUCUCAUUUAAAGCUACAGUAUUCGGCCUUCAUGAGCGAGUACCUUGCGUUGGGGCACAUGAAGCCGAUAGACGAGGAUCCGUCUAGCCUACGAGCUGCAUACUACUUACCGCACCAUUGCGUAUUGAAAGAAGAUGCCAAAACUACCAAACUUCGUGUAGUAUUUGAUGGUUCUUGCAAAACUAAUACUGGCGUCUCUCUAAUCGAUUGUUUAAUGACAGGACCAGUUGUCCAACAGGAUUUAAUAUCCAUCCUCAUGUGUUUUCGCACCUUUCGAUACGCAAUGGUUGCGGAUAUAAUUAAAAUGUACAGGCAAGUCCUGAUUCAUCCCUCGCAGACGCAUUUGCAACGGAUAUUGUGGCGUGAGGAACCUUCUUUAAACGUCACACCCUUUGAAUUAACCACCGUCACUUACGGUACGACAUCAGCCUCCUACUUGGCUACUCGCUGUCUACAAGAUUUGGCUGAACGAUACAUGUCGGUUUUUCCCGUGGGGUCGCUACAUCUCAAACGCGACUUUUAUGUCGACGAUCUCCUUACGGGAGCCGAUUCAAAGUCCGAAGCCAAAUUCAUUCGGGAUCAAAUAUUGCAACUAUUAAAAUUAGGAAACUUUGAGUUGAGCAAGUGGGCGUCCAACUGCCCUGAGCUCUUACAUGGAAUAAACAAUCAAGGCGAAAAACUCAUAUCUCUGGACUUAGACUCAGAUUUCAAGCUGUUAGGAAUCCUGUGGGACAGAGACAACGACACUUUCCUCUUUUCUCAUGACUCCACUCAAUUAUCGCAAACCGUGACCAAACGUUCUCUACUAGCCGAGGUGUCGAGACUAUUUGACCCUCUAGGUUUAUUAGGCCCAAUCAUUGUGAUAGCCAAAAUCUUGCUGCAAGAUUUAUGGCAGGCCGGCACCAAUUGGGAUGAAUCAAUCCCCCAAGAAAUCCACACCAGAUGGAUACAAUUUAGAUUGCAGCUCCCUAACCUCACGCGCGUUCGAAUACCUCGUUGCGUCAAGCAACACACUGAUUCAAAAUUCAUACAACUUCACGGUUACUGCGACGCAAGCCAACGCGCAUACGGUGCCUGCGUGUAUAUUCGCACUCGAAUGCCUUCAAAUGAAUACCAAUCACACUUGCUUUGCUCGAAAUCUCGAGUCGCCCCACUCAAGGCCAUAUCUCUGCCGCGCCUCGAAUUAUCAGCAGUACUGCUGUUGUCCCAAUUAGUCAAUAAAAUCAAAUCAUCAAUAGACCUAAAGGACAUCAAGAUCUGGCUUUGGUCGGACUCCACUAUCACGCUUAAUUGGUUUACGUCCCCGUCGCGCAAAUGGUCCACUUUCGUCGCGAAUCGCGUUGUAGAAAUCCAAGAUCUAACCAAAACAAGCAGUUGGCGACACGUCGCGUCGACUGAUAACCCAGCAGACUUGCUGUCCCGAUUGUUAACCAAUGAUCUAAUAAAUUCCGAAAUUUGGUGGCAUGGUCCCUCCUAUCUAAAACUACCUGAAAAUCAAUGGCCAAGUGGUAACUUUGAUCUCAUCGCGAAUGACAUGCCUGAACAAAAAAAACAGACCAACGUGGCUCUAGCCAUGGAUGGCAGCAUCACAAAUGACUUACUCAACAGGACCUCCAGCCUCAAUAAGGCCUGUAGAAUAUUAGCAUACUGCCUCAGAUUCUUGAAACCCAACACUGUACCAAAACCAUCCAUUACUGUCAAUCCAACUGAGAUCUCCAACUCUCUCGAUCUAUUUUGUAGAAUCGCUCAAAGGCAAGCGUUUCCCAACGAAUAUAAGGCUCUAAAAGGAAAUCAAGACCUAUGCGCGUCUAGUUCGCUACUUUGUCUAUCUCCCUUUAUGACUGAUGACGAUUUAAUCCGAGUAGGAGGCCGAUUGGGAAACUCCACAAUGAAAUUCGACGCGUGCCAUCAAAUCGUGUUACCUAAAAGCCACAUAGUGACUAAACGCGUAAUAGAAUACAAACACUUACGCAACUUCCACUCAGGCGUAUUAGCAACCAUGGCUGCUGUUCGGCAAAGAUUUUGGCCCCUGUCUCUAAAAUCUACUACCAGAAUCGUCAUAAGACAAUGCGUCACGUGCUUUAAAGCUCGACCAACCUUUUCAGAAACUCUAAUGGGCCCAUUACCCGCUCCUAGAGUCACUGUGUCUCGCCCAUUUUCACACUGCGGGAUCGACUAUGCGGGACCAAUGACAUUGCGAGAGGGCAAGCGUCGUAAUUCGCGAAACCAUAAAGCCUACGUCGCCGUGUUUGUGUGCUUUGCCACUAAAGCCAUCCAUUUGGAAUUAGUAAGCGAUCUAACCACCGACGCAUUUAUCGCCGCGUUCAAAAGGCUCAUUUCCCGAAGGGGCAAACCAACCUGCAUGUAUUCGGACAACGCGACUACUUUUGUCGGUGCACAAAGACUGAUCAAAGAACUCUACGAUUUUAUCAAAACCCCUCAAUUCAAGUCAGUCACUGAAAACUUUUUGCGCGAACAUCAAAUAACUUGGAACUUAAUUCCACCCAACGCUCCUCAUUUCGGCGGGCUUUGGGAGGUGGCGGUAAAGUCAGCUAAAUUUCAUUUAACUCGAAUAGUCGGCGGAGUCCACUUGACAUUUGAAGAAAUGCAGACAACAUUUUGCGAAAUUGAAGCAAUAUUAAAUUCUAGACCAUUAUCACCUCUAAGCUCCGAUCCUAACGACAUGACAUUUUUAAGCCCGGGACACUUUCUGGUUGGUGCUCCUCUGAACAGUCUUCCUUCCACAGAUUUAAGUGAAGUUAAGGUGAAUUUGCUAUCUAGAUGGCAAUUAAUCGAACAAUUGAGACAACAUUUUUGGUCAAGGUGGAGCAGGGAGUACCUGUCGUCCCUGCAGGAAAGGAAUAAAUGGAGGCUAUCCAAGGGUACUCAGUUACAAACUGGUCAACUGGUGUUGGUAAAACAACCUGGAAUGGCUCCCUUGUAUUGGUUAACCGGCAGAAUAGAAAAGGUGUACGAAGGAGCCGACGGCAUGGCUCGGUCAGCCCUAGUAAAAACAAGCAAAGGUUCUUAUGUUAGACCCUUAAUUAAGUUAGCCAUACUGCCCAUUCAACCCAGCGAUUCGUCGCAAUGA